This is a messenger RNA of Lentinula edodes (shiitake mushroom), 982 nucleotides long. RefSeq lists its product as uncharacterized. Gene Ontology annotation, molecular function: rRNA small subunit aminocarboxypropyltransferase activity. The transcript is spliced from 6 exons. Gene Ontology annotation, biological process: maturation of SSU-rRNA. Bases 61 to 777 code for a protein of 238 amino acids. The record is from RefSeq and is a predicted model, not a curated record. NCBI's taxonomy places the organism in Eukaryota, Fungi, Basidiomycota, Agaricomycetes, Agaricales, Omphalotaceae.
UAUAUAAUCACAGAUGAACAAGAACAAGAAAAUGAGCCACGAAUUGACGUACCGGUAGCUAUGUGGGAUUUCAAUCAUUGUGAUCCCCGACGCUGUUCUGGAAAGAAAUUGGCACGCCUCGGGUUAAUCAAGGAACUCAAGGUCGGUCAAGGAAGGUACAGAGGUAUCGUUGUCUCACCCAAAGGAUCUCAAGUAAUAUCUCCUUCAGAUCGCGAUAUCAUUGUCAAAAAUGGCCUCGCCGUUGUCGAGUGUUCUUGGGCACGCUUAGAUGAUGUACCAUUCGGGAAAAUAGCCAGUCCCCAUGAAAGACUACUGCCUUACCUUCUGGCCACGAAUCCAACCAACUACGGAAAACCCUGGCGUUUGAACUGUGUCGAAGCACUCGCAGCCGCAUUCUAUAUCACUGGUUUUGAUUCAUAUGCUGAAAUUUUAUUGGCCGGCUUCGGUUGGGGUGCAUCAUUCUGGAAAGUGAACAGACAUUUCUUAGAGAGAUACAGAAAAUGCUCAACACCGGCCGAAGUAAACGCGGCUCAAGACCAACUCAUGGAAGAGUUGGAGAGUAACUGGGUGGAAUCUCGAAGAGAAAAGAAUGCGCAUUCGAAUGACUCUGAAGAUCUUCUAUUCGAAAACCCGAAUCAUAGGAGGGAAUACGAGUCUGAUGAAGACGGGUCCGCUGGUGAAGAUUGGGAGCACAAUCCGAGGAGAGAAAGCAACGAGAAACGAGUAAAUGUGCCUGUUGGACCUCCUCCAUCUGAUUCUGAGAACGAUUCAGAAUGAGUAAAUGUGUACUUGUAUACAUUGGCCGCUAGUCAGUGGUAUGAAUGAUCUUACAUAGGACCUUCCCCGCUACAGGAACUGUAGUUGGCGGUAAAAUAAACAUAAAAAAUUGAAUCAUCAAUGGAAUUUGUUCAAUUUGAAAGCCCAUUCAUGAACGUUGAACGUUGAACUCCGGGCAAACUUGCUUUUGUUGAUUCAUUUCUUG